UCCUUGUCCGAGAGAGCGAGAGAGAGAGGCUGUUUACGAAGAAAACAGAUCUUGCUUUGACAAGAAGAAGGGCUCGUCUGCAGAGAGGAGAGCAGUUUGACUGAAUUAUUCAGCAUAGGCUCUUCCACAACAAAAUAUAUUGUUAUUUUUAAAUAACCCAUCUAUUUCCUUUCGUGCACUGAUCAUUUUUCGUUUUUAUUCAUCCUGUCGACGGAAUGUUUUUCUCGCUGCACUUUGUUUUGCUAAGCAUUGCUUUAGCGGACAGAACACCCAAUGCUGAAGACUGCAUCAAAUCCAACGGUGUAGAGUACAGAGGGGAGCAACAGAGGUCCUACACAGGACUAACCUGUCUGAACUGGACCAACACAACCCGGGACUAUGAUGUUAUGGCGUAUAGAGAUUCACAAAUGGGUAUUGGGGAACAUAACUACUGCCGUAACCCAGACUCAUCUGAGAAGCCCUGGUGCUACGUGACUGGCCCAGAUGCUGAGGCACAGAGACAGUCAUGUGCCAUUGACACCUGCAAAGACGAAGCCCCUACAGAGGCAGAAGCAGGCCCCCUCACCACAGCACAGACAGAGAUCUUUGAGCCGGCCAAGUCUGGGCUUGCCCAGGGAGGGGGUAAUGCGGUCCAGCCAGUCAUGGGCAUCAUCCAGAGGGUACGCACAGGACCCAAGAAGAAGAAGGACCUGGGCACUCUUGGCUAUGUGGUUGGCAUCCUCAUGAUGUCCAUUAUCAUCCUCCUCGGGGUGGGCAUCACCUUCGGAUACUUCUACAAGAGAGGUCGGGACCUGAAGCAGCAGCAUGACCAGCGUGUGUAUGAGCGGGAGAUGCAGAGGAUCACCCUGCCCCUGUCGGCCUUCUCCAACCCAACCUGUGAGUUGCUGGAUGAAAACACCAUCGUCAUCACGGCCGAGAAGCAGACCCCCACCCAGGAUGGUAUGGUAGGGGAGGGGGGAGACCCCCUGAUGGGCCAUCAGGCUGGUACACCAGGAGCCUGAGCACUGACCACCCCACUGGACUGGGAAUGGACCAUGACAUUUGAACCUCAGAGGAUCAAAACACUCCCCUAGCCUGACCUCCCUCUGCCCCCAAAUCACCCCCCUGUUAAAGGCCUACAAGGAGAAGGGAUGAGCUCCAAAGACUGAACUGUGUCCUUAUUGCCCUGCUUAUAACACACACACACACACACACACACACACACACGUGUCACAAAAAGGGAAAGAAUACGACACAACAUGUGGAGGAGGACUAAUUUCACUCCAUGUGUAGACCAUCUGGUGAUGGUUGUGUACAAAUGUGAAUGUCAGGGAUGCUCAUUGAGAAAUAGUGCAUUUAAUAUCUAAGAAAACAUUAUCAUGGGCUGACCCCCUGCUAUAGCAAUGGGAUGUGUAUCAAUCAACGUUAAUGAGAGAGGGUGAUUUUAUGAGCUUUGGAAUUCAUAGCCUUUUCUGCUUUCUUUUUCAUAUUGAAGUGCGGCAGUUGGGUGUUAAGGGCUUACCAGAGAAAACAAUGCUACUCACGUCCCCUGACCCUUUGGCUGUGCUAGGUCAGGUAUGGGAGUGCAUCUAGUAUACAGUAGAUGUAUAGGAUAGCCCUGUUAGACAUCUGUGUUUUUCUGUCUGAAAGAGAGUGUUGGAACAGAUGUGUGGAGUAAUGAAUUAGCUUCAGAGAAAAUUCAUAUUAGGUCUAAAUCAGAUCUGUAAAAGAAAAGGCAACAUCUCCCACUCGCUGACGCUGUGGCGUUGCCUUAGCAUGAUGCAUCUGAAUGUAUUGCAUGGUUCCCCCGGUGACCUUUCUGUUUAACUCAUCUGAAUGUAUUGCAUGGUUCCCCCGGUGACCUUUCUGUUUAACUCAUCUGAAGUCUGUGCGACAAGAAGCCAAUAUACAGUAACUACAAACAUCAGCCAUUCGUUGGCUUUACAUGAGACGGACUGUAUCGUUCCUCAGGUUAAGGAGUGACGGGAAAAGGGAAACCUCUUUUGAAAAUCGAAGAGACAGUUUGUUCUCAGGUCAAAAUGCAGCAGCACUGGCGUGAAACAGAACACCGCUCAGUCUGCUGUCUGGCUAGAACCAGACAGAUCCUGUUGAAUGAUCUGGACAGAACAGAACAGUCUUUUGUUAAGGGUUGACGCCUGUGACAUUAGAUUGAAUUUAGACCAUUGAAUUAUGUGUCCCAAAUGUUUGGGCAAGCAGUGGAGCGAAGUAAAAGAGUGUAAAGAGGCUAUAUAAGUACAAACCUUUUGAGGUAACCUAGCCUAUUAGAUAUGUACAGGAUGGUUUAACUGCUUAAUAAGUAGUCUGUCACAUUUUGAAAUAGGAUGCUGAAAGUAAUGCCACAGAGUUGGUUAGAAAAUGUAACGUAUCAUCGGAGUCAUUGAUUUCAGCACAAUCUCUUUUGUUGGGAUGAAAUGUAAUAUCUUUCUGCUUUACAUGGUUGCUCUAUUGUUCUGCUAAUGCAACCUUGCAUCACUCCAAAAUGGUAUUUUGUGAUGAGACUAUGAAAAUCAUUCUGCAUCACUGGUUACUUCUCAAUCCUUGUGGUUCCUUAAUUUUAGUGCAAUGUUUUGUAAAUAUCAUUUUCUUCACUUUUGCAAUGCAUCAAAGUACUGUUGCUCCUCAUUGGAGGUUAGUACUUGUAUUUGUAUGUUUGGCAGAUUUUUACUGCUGCGACUGAAAUAAAACUGAUUUUUGAAAAAGA
Oncorhynchus mykiss (rainbow trout) is the source of this 2701-nucleotide messenger RNA. Its product is annotated as phosphoinositide-3-kinase-interacting protein 1. NCBI's taxonomy places the organism in Eukaryota, Metazoa, Chordata, Actinopteri, Salmoniformes, Salmonidae. Gene Ontology annotation, molecular function: endopeptidase activity; signaling receptor binding. Gene Ontology annotation, biological process: negative regulation of phosphatidylinositol 3-kinase/protein kinase B signal transduction. The record is from RefSeq and is a predicted model, not a curated record.